CGCGCUGGCGGCGGUGGAGUUGCUCGUCGCUGUUUCGCUCGAGCCGCUAGCGCCGCUGGCCCGAGUCGUUAGUUCCAGUAACCUGGUUCCUCGCUGCCGCCGCUGGAUCGACGUCGGCGGGGCUUCUUUCUCGCCCGCCGACGCCGCGGCGAGGACGCAUGCCCGCCGGGGCUUCGUCUUCCACGGCCGACUGCGUGCCGGCGUACUGCGCGCCGCGCGUGAACUGGCGCCGUGAUGGCACCGCCGGCCCAGCCGCUGACUAGUCGCGCCUUCCUGGUGUGUGUGUGUGUGUGAGCGUGUGCCUUCCACUUGGGUAGCCCAGCCGCGGCUCCCCGAGUACCGUUACCCGCCGUUCAGCCGUGCCCCGAAGUCUGGCCAUUUGACUUGGAUGCGUCGAUUGCCGUUCCCGUAAAUUCGGCGUCGUCCGUGACUUGCGACCUGAACAUCGCGGCGAAGACAGUAGCCGACGCUGACGUCGCCAUCGGUUUUGGGUGAAGCGCAUCCUCGGGAGAAGCUCGUCCCGCGUCAGACACGCACGCGCCCUGGCGCGCGGAUGUUGGCACUGCCACCGACUGCGCCGUUGGAACCGAGCGUCGUCGUUCAGCGUCCCGAGGCCAGCUGACUUCCGCCGCGCAUAAAACGCCCGCGAGCGCUCGCCCUCUCUCGCGCGUUGUGUGUGUGUGCGUCUGCGCGCAGCGCGGUGGCGCACGAGCUGUUGCUGCUGUCGCGGCGACCGGCGCUCGUUUGUCCGUGCGCGAGUCCGCGUGUGCUGUGUGUGUCGUCGUGUCCCCGCUUGACGUGCGGUCAGAGUGUGGCGUCGCGCCAAAGGCAUCGAACCCUCAGCGUCCAGGUGUGCACUGCACCGAAGACGUCGGGACUGUUUCGGAGGCGCGGCGUGACGCGCCCCUUCUGCCUGUUUGCGCUUGGCGGGCUCGUCACCUGUUUUCUUCUUUUUGUCGGCCGCGGAGCAGCUGACAGCCCUCGCGCGUCAAGUGUGGUGUAGCGAAACGGCGGCCCCAUUUCUGUGUGCGUGCACACAGCCGCUGGGGUUCGCGCUGCCUCGGCUCCGUAUAGGACGAAGCGGUGGCGGCGGCUGCCGAAAGUUUCGUACAAGUCUGCGCGUAUACUCGCUGGCAAUGGACUCAUUGGCCGAGUGGAGGCUUAAACUGCGGGGACGUACCUCAACAAUUUGCCGCUGCCUUCCGUGACACCGUCGUCUCAGAGCUUGCAAUUUAGCAUCGAGGAGAUGUACACGUCGCCUUGCCUCUUAUCCUGAAGCCGUUAGUGCAAGAACGAAACUUUGCGAAUACACGCCGUCGCCUCCUUAUCUGCGAUCGCGCGUUGUUGGGAGCUGUCAACCUCUCCUCUGUCAUCGCUAUAUAGCAUUCAUUUCUCUAGUGCCUAACUCCUCCUGCUGGCAGAAGUUCCCACACAGAGUUGGAACAGAGCUCGCAGUAUAAGCUCAACAAGUUCAAAAUCGACCGCGACGCGCACUCUUCCUUUCCCGGAAUCGGAUACGACGGCGAUCGGUGUCGGCUUCGGCCGCCGCUUAUGAUGUUCUCUGCGCUCCCUCUCUCGGGAAGGAGGCCGUACGAGAGCAGUAGCGAUACGGCCAGACGGUGAGGAAUGGCGGUCUUUGCUGGUGUUCUUUUUUUCUCGCGCGCGGGAGGAAACCGGCAGGAGAAAAACUAGACGCUCCUGGAAGCUUCCGUUUGCGACCGUGUGUGUGUGUAUGUGCACGUAGUCUAGCUCUACUGCUCUAGACUGCCCGUCCACAGCCGCCGCCGCCGACUCCUGGCCGACGGGCCGGAAGCGGGCGGAGAGGCGUACUCAGUGGAGCAAUAGACGGGCACGAAAGAAGAAUCCCCAAGCGCAACGGUCGUCGCGAAACGCGAUCUGCACCACCUUCUCUGCAGAGAAGAGGGACGGACCGACGAUCAGAAAGGAAGACAGCGCCGAGAGAGAGAAGCGCGCUCCGUGCCGUAUCCCCCUUCCCGGCUUGCGACCUACCGUUCUUGGAGCCUCCCUUAUCGAACUGUCCGCGCGAGAAAGAAGUAAAACCUAGCCGUCUCUUCAAGUGGCCCUUCUCUGCAUGCAGCGGCAGCGGUGCGUGGUUUCGGCCGAGCAGUGCUUUCAGCCGUAACGUGUCGACGACGGACGACCUGUGGCGGCGACUGGACGGACGUCCUCUCUCUCCUCUCUGCCGCCGCCGCCGCCUCAUCGCCGCGUGUGAUUGAUAAGCGCGGUCGACCGCCGCCGCCUAAAGUGGGCGGGUUCCGCUACGGGCGCCGCCGUGUGUGCUUGCUGUGGCGACGACGCACCGACGCGCGGUCGCGCAUACCUAUCUUCGCGUCUCACCGGUCUGUCGCGGAUGCACGGUACUCCUUUGCGCUAACCACCUGCCCUGCGCGCUGCCACACGAUCCACCGUUGCCCGAGCCCGGCCCGGCGCUCGCGCACUGCAUAUACCGUCGCGGGUGUCAGGUGCGAGCAAGAGUCCACGGGCUCUCGACAAGUCCCCUGUUUCCAGGCUCGCGCUUCUCUCGCUGAGCGGGAGCGUUCCCGUGGCCACUCGGUUGACGAGGCAGGGGUGAGGUGACGCCGUGCGGACUUCUUUCGCUUCGAAGACCCCAUUGGGGGCCCAUUACCCCGCUCUCCCGCCGUUGCACCUUCUUGAAGAGGAACGCUUUGAACGGACCUGAUCGCAGCCCGUUUGAUUCACGCUGAACAGUGUAUUGUCGUGAGGCCUGCCAUUCCGAACUUAGCUCCUAUUCGUUUGGCUCGGCGCAACCUCUUGUGGCACCGAGGGCUUUAAUUGGGGAGAGCGAUUCUCACCUUUUCUGUGCGAGCGUGCUCCGAAAACGACAUCAAGAGUGACCGAGAGAAGUUGGACGGACAUCGGAUCUUCUUUGUCUAGAAGGUCUGACCUGGAUCUAUAUUGUUCGCGCGGUCGUCGCAGCCGUCAUCGCACGUGUGCUUCGAGUGCUUCGCCUGCAGGGGUAAGUCCCCGCCUUGGAGCUACAGCUCAUCGCGGAGACGGCGAAAUCGCUCAUUGUCCUCGAAGUGCGGCGUCGCGCUGCCCUGCUCUUCUUCUUCGCCGCGAACUCUUCAUCCCUGGAGGCAGCUCGGCGGGCGUCGCAGUUUUGUUCGCCACACCGUGCGAGCAGCGAAGCACUGCCUGUGUGCAGUGCACGCGUGGGCGUCAACCCUCUUCGGACCCCGUCGCCUCCUAGAUCGCCUCCGUCACCUUGUGCCUCGGAGUAUCGUUUCUCCCUUCUUUCGUUUAUUUUCCCCCCGUUUUGCGUAUUUAGCGCCACUGUUCUCAUUCUCCGCUGUGAUUGCGGUAGCCGGCUCUUGCUGUACUGCCGCGAGCGCUGCUGUGCGAACCGGAGUGAGGGAACCGCGUUCCCACAGGCCCCUAGCCGGAGUCGCGUCUCUUUGUGCGUGGGUGUUGUGCUGGUACGCUUCGUGGUAAUAUGGUGACGGUGCGGUGAGCGUGCGGGACCCGUCCGAAGCCAUGUCUGAGCUGGUGGCCAGGGCCGCGAAGAUCGCGGCGGGAUGCCUGACUCGCCGCUCCAAGCGCUACGAUUUGGCCAAGGUGCACGCCAGGGGAUGCAUCGCAGCCGCAGCCGCUCCUCAGCCUCAAGACACCUGGGUUACUGUACAUAAUGUUAAAAGCUGUAAUGAUGGGGGAAUCUUGGACCUUGAUGACCACCUCAAUGAUGUCGUCGAUGACAGAGAACAAAUCAUAGCCGUGUUUGAGGAGCACUCAUCUCCUUGCCCAACCCACAAUGCUGGCGAUGGGACCAGUGCUAGUUCUGUGGGCACUGAGAGCCCCGACAUCUUCCACUGCAAUGAGUUGAACCACAAUGGUGGGGUCAAGGGGGGUUCCAGCUAUGUGGACGUGGAAGAAAUCACUGCUGACAAGCUUCCAGUGGGCGUCGCUCCUCUUCAGGUACGAAGGGGCAGUGAGCCGACGCUGAAUCGUCUUUCACCAGUUUCGUGUGAACUUGAUCCCAGCAAGAGGUGGUCAGCUGCUGUUGUUGUGGAUGACCUCUCACUUACCCGAGGAGUAAAGGAGAAUGGCAGCCUCUCAGACAAUGAGCAGCAGCCUCCUCCCCCACCUGGUGAGAGGGGUGAGGGAAGUGGCGGCGAAGAAAAGUCUACUGCAGGGACGCUGUCGCGCAUUUCGCGGGGCUCUGGACGACUAUCCAUGCUGGGCAAUAACCCCCACAUGCUUCGGUGGGCAGAGGCAGCUGACCGGCAGCUCUACAAGUUUCAAGACAGCAGGAAAGAACCGCUGGGCAGUGCUGGCUCUUCUCCUGACAGGGACAGUGCUGCUUCAUCAGGGAGCAGCCAUGAGGAAAGGGACUCCAUAGUUGUACUCAAGAAUGAGGCCGGUCCAUUGGGCAUCCAUGUAGUUCCAGAGCAAGGCAGUGGGGGAAGGGACAUGGGCCUGGUGAUCCAGGGCAUUGAGCCUGGUGGCCGGAUAGACCGAGAUGGCCGGCUGCGGGUCGGUGACACCAUUGUGGAAGUGAAUGGCAGGAGCCUCCUGAACCUGAGCUUCCAGGCUGCACAACAAGUGUUCAAGGAGGCGCUGCAGUCCCCAGAAAUCUGUUUGCACCUGUCGCGGCGUAGGCCAACUCAUUCAGGUUCCUCUCCUAUGUCGUCGCCUCCUCCACCUCUGCCCCUGUCACUGCCUCCAUCAUUAUCAUCAACACUAAGUGGCAGUGAUGCGGGCUCUUCUCUCACAUCCUCAACGCAAAGUCCACCUAAGCGGCCUCCCCCACCUCCAUCUUCCUUCCGCAAGGACCCAGCUGAAGAGCUCAACAAUGGCUCCGUCAACGGUCUCGUUGAGGGAGAAGAAAGGAGUGGUCUCAACAGUAAGGUGGCAACAGUGACACCAACAAAAAAGCUUCCGCCACCGCCACCUAAUGCCGCUGCCAAUGGUAGGUCAACCAGUUCAUGCCUGAAUGUGGCCAACACGCGUAAGAUCGGCCGCAAGGUGCACAUCAAGUUGGUCAAGGGGCCCGAAGGUUUGGGCUUCAGUGUCACGACACGGGACAACCCAGCCGGUGGGAACUGCCCCAUCUAUAUCAAGAACAUCUUGCCUCGAGGAGCAGCCAUUGAUGAUGGCCGGCUUAGGCCAGGUGACCGGUUACUUGAGGUGAAUGGCGUAGAAAUGACAGGCCGGUCACAAACUGAUGCUGUCACAAUCUUGAGAAAUGCACCACCUGGCAGCACUGUGGAAUUGGUGGUAUCUAGGCAGGAACCGGAUCCUUCACCUAGCCCUGGCCUUCCACGGGAAAUUCCCCCUGAAAAGGCUGGCGAUGAAGUUGGCAUUUUCCCCUGGCGUCAGAAGGAAAUCCUGACACUUGACAUUCCGCUCAACGACACGGGCUCAGCUGGUCUUGGUGUAAGUGUGAAGGGCAAGACAUCGACUGGCGCCAGCUCCCCUGUUGACCUGGGCAUCUUCGUGAAAUCGGUGAUCCACGGCGGGGCUGCGUCUAAGGAUGGCCGUUUACGCACUAAUGAUCAGCUACUCAACAUCAAUGGGAUCUCACUCCUGGGCAUGACGAACAGCCAAGCCAUGGAGACACUACGGCGUGCCAUGACUCAAGGCGAAGGGCCUAACCCAAAUGCCAUCACCCUCACCAUAGCUCGUAGGGUGCCCUCGCAAGACGUUGCCGAGAACCUCAGGUUCGAGGAGGGCUUCCUUUCCAGCGGGGACUCAUUCUCGGUGCACCUGCGAUCAGACUCGCUGCUCAGCUCAGACUCAACGGCCGCCUCCUCAUCUUGUGAAAACCUCUCAGUCUCGGGGGGCAGUGGUCGCACACCAGACCAUUCCACAAGCGGCAACUCUGAAAACACUGUGGUCUAUGUGCCUAAGCAGCCACCUCCACCUCCUGUGCAUGAAUAUGGCUAUGGAAGGAACCCCGUGCUGGAGCGGCUUAUGGGCCAGAAUUCUGGCACAUUGCCAUCCAACCUUCGCAACGAGUCAUACCUUCGUGCCAGUCAUGACAGUUGGGCAGCUGAGCGGUACAGCAGGCACCACACGGCACCUCGCACCGCACCUAAUCACCGGCCCACUCCGCUGUCCCCCAAUACCAGCCGAGGGUCUGCAGACACGGUGCAAAUAGAGGAUGACUACCCAUCCUCUUUGCGGGGUGAGGACACCUCUGUUCCACCCAUGACACCUGUUGAAGAGGAAGCCCCAACACCCAGUCUUGGUCACGAUAGCAACAAUCUCAAUCAGAGCGAGUUGUCCUUGGUAGACGGUGGCAUCUUCUGCCGAGAUGGUUUUGGCCGGCAGAGCAUCUCUGAGAAAAGGCACGCCCACUUGGAUGCUCGUAAUACGGACACCUACAAGCGCAACAAGCGGACGCGAGAAGAGCAGGACAAGGCAAAUGCUCGGCAGCAGCAGACAGAGGUCAAGACAUCUAUUUCACCCCCGACAAUCGGCAAUGGGUCACAUCGAGAUGGAGCUGAUCCCCGGCGGCCUACAGCACUAAAUGGGAAAGAGCAGCAGAACGGCAACCUGAUGCGGUCCAACUCGGCAGAUUCCCUCUUGAGUCAUUCCAGGUCACAUGGCCCUCCUGAAUCUACAUAUCUAGUCAAAUGUCAGCAAGUGAGCAAGGUGCAUAGGAAUCACUUGUUCUUCUAUCCAGCUUGCUGCUUUAUGGUGAAUGGCGACUCGCCAAGCACUGAUGCGAGCUGCCAAACGACCAACACAACGGUGACCAAGAGCAACCACAGCGGCAGUGGCAAUGGCACAGCGCAGCUUGUCGGUCCUUCGUUGGGCAUGCGCAAGUCGAGCAGCCUCGAGAGUCUCCAGACACUCAUGGUUCAGGGGCCAGAUGGCACCCAUGUGGCUUCCACGUCACAGAAUCCACGGCAAGAGCGUGGUGCUAGAGGUUGCAACGAGAGCUUCCGUGCGGCAGUCGAUCGUUCUUACGAUGGACCAAGCACCGCAGGGGCACAGAAUUCCGCUGACCAGAUGGAGACAUUGGAGGAGGAAAAGGAGAGUGAGACUGGCAGUGCAACAAGUGGCGAGCAUCGAGGCGGUUGCCCAUUGCAUUCGGUCACGGUGCCACUGGAUGCCCGUGAAGCUGCUGCCUAUGCCAGCAAAGAUACAGCUUCCGCUAAGCCAACACAGCGAAAGAAAGGGUUGCUCAAAGGCCUUGGCAGUGUGUUCAGUAGGUUCGGCAAGAACCGCAAGACAAUUCCAGAGCCAGGCUCCAAGCUCUCCCGAGAAGAACUUGAGCAAGAGGCAGAGCGUCUGCGAGCUAGGCAAGCAGCGCGUGAUGAGCAAGAGCGUAUUCAAGAGCAGUACAGGAAGCUGCUGGAGCAGCAGCAACAGCAGCAGCAGCAAGAGCAACAGCAGCAGCAGCAGCGACAGCAGCAGCAGCACAUGCAGCCUUCUCACCAGCCACCAUUGCCACCCCUGCCAACACAGCAGCAACAGCAGUACCAGCAGCAACAGCACCAUCACUUUCAAAAUCAGCGAGGGCCUGUGCAACAUCAGCAGCCCUCACCCUCGGUAUCCUCGCCGCCACCAUGUCCAAGCAGAAGCACACCAACCUCCACAAGUGCAGCAUCACGUCAGGAACGCAUGCAGCUGUUGCGAGCCCAGCACCAGAAGCGGCAUGUGGAGCGGCAGGGCCACUAUCCGCGUGACGACCUCGAAGAGUGGUAUGAGAAAGACCUGCAACACAAGAUGCGCAGCCCUGUGCCACCGCAAGGCCGUCCUCUGCCGCCUGUGCCUCAUGCCUUGCUGCCACCUGCCUAUGGCACUUGCGGCUAUGCUCAGAGGGCAAUCCCUAAGGUUUGCAGUCCUCACAGAAACACAUCAUUUGGUCGAUCUUUUAGUCUGAGAACAUCGCGUGGUCUUCAGAGACGAGAUAGUGAUGUUGUCCACUCAAGGUCACAAAGUUUUGACAUAUUUAAGGAAAUGGAACGGCCAGGAAGCCGGGUUGGACUUGUAGACCCCACCCAGUACAGCCACUAUGUUAACUUUAACGAGAUCCAGCUACACCUCCGGCAGUUCCAGCAGAAGCAGCAGCAGCAGCCGCAGCAGCAGCAGCAGCAGCAGCAGCAGGUCUCCUCACAGUCUCGAGAUCCCACCUGCAGCAGUUCAUCACAGCCAGCACCCCCACCACCAAUGUCCAAUCGGUCUCGCCCGGAACGCCCGUCAUCAAACUACUUUGAGUACGAGACUGUCCAGGGUGUUCCUCCAAAGCCCCAAAAGGAAAGGAAUGGCAUGGGUCCAACAGAGUCCAAUUCACUUCCACGGCACGCACACGUGGCUGGGCAUCGCAUGGUGUACGCCAAAACGGUCCCAAUGCAACAGACAAUGCUGCCCACCCAUAGUGCUCUUGGCAGUGGCAGUGUAGGAGUGAUGAUCAAGACUGUUCCGCGGGCACACCUCCAAACGAUGGCUGGCUACAGGCAUUCUCCAAACCAUUUGUCACAGGUCUACGGUAUCACAUCACGUCAUGACAUUGGUCAGCAGAUGCCUGGCUCCAAAGUAUGAAUGAACCAUUGCAGUGCUCUGCCUUGUUGCUUCUUAAAAAUUUUUUUCAUUAUUGUGUUGUACGAACACUGAGAUGCAUGUGUGUAUAGCGUUGACAUUGAUUUCCACCAGUACCUCAAAGAUGGAACGUGUCUGUUUCAUGCAUGAAGCAGUGUAGGAUGUGGUUGUUUGGACCAGGAGAGUCAUCCGUCCAAGCUCGGUACUGCUGUUGCUUGCCUUAUGGGCUUGCCCAAGAUCAUUUCUCUCUCCUUUCUUUUUUUUUCGCGUGCAUUGCUAUGUUGCAAGCUGCACUGAGUAUGACAUUAAAGAAAAGUGUGCCAUUUUUAUGCAAGGUAGUGACAAUAAAAUGCAGAACUGAAACGGAGCGCCACUACCCCUGCCAUGUGUCCAAUGCUGUUUUGUGUAGUGCAGACAUGAGUGCAGCUGAUUGUGUUUUUAGAAUGCAAUUUUGUAUUGUUGUGGAAGCAAUGCAUAGUGUGUUAUAAGGAAAUUGUUGCGUUUACGCACCAUGAAAGAAGCUCUUACUUUUUUUUUUACUAACAAACAGGAACAAAAGAAUGUGCAGGUGCCUUGCUGACUCUGGGUUAUUUGUAAGAAUGUUUUCAUCUUCGUAAUUGUGUGGAGUUUGAUGAGAUCAUGUAACUCAUGACCUUACAUUUGCUAUGAUGGGAGGAAACUUGCGUUGAGUUCUCAUACAUUGCUGGUGUUUGAUUUGUUCACUGGCUUGUUUCAUGUAUUUACACAUUCAUUAUUUUUCCCAUCAAGAAAAAUGUGCAUUGUAAGUGCUCGCUAAAUCGUCACCUUUUUCUUUCAUGAAACCCUGUUUUUUUUUUCUUAGUCCAUUGUACAUAUGUUUCUCUUUUUUCUUUAUAUAAUGAGAUUUUCUUUCUCUUUGUUUUUUUUUUCUUUUUAAUUGAAUGUGACAGUGUGGCUUAUGACAGUGUAAUCUUGCCUUAGCACAUGUCUUCGCACCCUUUAUACAAGGUUGUGCAGCAGGAUCGUUCAUUCCUGUUUUUCUUGUAUCUUGUAAAAUUUUUGUAUGACAGUUUAUAUAUAAAUGAGAAAACAUCUUUUUAGGACAAGCCUUUGUAAGUCUGAUUCUACACUCAUUUCUCCACUUGAACAUACAGAAUAAAGAGAAAUGUACAGUUGA
Messenger RNA from Dermacentor albipictus, 9685 nucleotides. It is a transcript of the gene baz, whose product is annotated as par-3 family cell polarity regulator. Gene Ontology annotation, cellular component: apical plasma membrane; apical junction complex; adherens junction. Gene Ontology annotation, biological process: establishment or maintenance of epithelial cell apical/basal polarity; establishment of centrosome localization; microtubule cytoskeleton organization. The record is from RefSeq and is a predicted model, not a curated record. NCBI's taxonomy places the organism in Eukaryota, Metazoa, Arthropoda, Arachnida, Ixodida, Ixodidae. Gene Ontology annotation, molecular function: protein binding; phosphatidylinositol binding.